GGGGCGGGGAAGAAGCCGGAAGUUGAGUGAGCUCAGGCAGUCGCUAUGGAGGAGAGCGAGUACGAGUCGGUUCUCUGUGUCAAGCCGGAGGUCCACGUCUACCGCAUCCCGCCGCGGGCCACCAACCGUGGCUACAGGGCCUCAGAAUGGCAGCUAGACCAGCCAUCGUGGAGUGGCCGGCUACGGAUCACUGCAAAAGGGAAGGUGGCCUACAUCAAGCUGGAAGACAGGACUUCAGGGGAGCUCUUUGCGCAGGCCCCAGUGGACCAGUUUCCCGGCUCAGCCGUGGAGAGCGUGACUGACUCCAGCAGGUACUUUGUGGUCCGCAUUGAAGAUGGAAACGGGCGACGUGCUUUUAUUGGGAUUGGCUUUGGGGACCGAGGGGACGCCUUUGACUUCAAUGUGGCGUUACAAGACCAUUUCAAGUGGGUGAAACAGCAGAGUGAGUUUGCAAAGCAAGCCCAGAACCCAGACGAAGGCCCCAAACUGGACCUGGGCUUCAAGGAGGGCCAGACCAUCAAGAUCAACAUCGCAAACAUGAGAAAGAAGGAAGGAACAGCUGGGACCCCAAGAACCAGGCCUGCCAGCACAGGAGGGCUGAGCCUGCUUCCCCCUCCUCCAGGGGGCAAGACCGCCACCCUCAUCCCUCCCCCUGGGGAGCAGUUGUCUGUGGGGGGCUCUCCAGUCCAGCCAGCGGUUGUUUCUGGUUCAGGUGGUGCCACAGAACCCUGGCCACAGUCUAAGCCUGCUGCCGCCACGACUGCUGAUGUCUGGGGCGACUUCACCAAAUCCACAGGGCCGCCCUCCAGCCAGUCUCAGCCAGGCACCGGCUGGGUCCAGUUUUGAUGCACAACUUUUUCUUCACAACUUCUGGGAAGAAGCUGCCUCAUCAGGCCCACAGAAGGAGGCAAAGCGCUCCCUGGCUGGACCCUGGAGCAUCGC
This is a messenger RNA of Microtus ochrogaster (prairie vole), 942 nucleotides long. RefSeq names its product NECAP endocytosis associated 2 (gene Necap2). The record is from RefSeq and is a predicted model, not a curated record. Gene Ontology annotation, biological process: endocytosis. Lineage: Eukaryota; Metazoa; Chordata; Mammalia; Rodentia; Cricetidae. Gene Ontology annotation, cellular component: membrane; clathrin vesicle coat.